Molecule: messenger RNA, 396 nt
Organism: Ochotona curzoniae (black-lipped pika)
Lineage: Eukaryota; Metazoa; Chordata; Mammalia; Lagomorpha; Ochotonidae
Product: histone H2A type 1-A
Exons: 1
Coding region: 1-396 (131 amino acids)
Cellular component (GO): nucleosome
Molecular function (GO): protein heterodimerization activity; structural constituent of chromatin; DNA binding
Source: RefSeq, a predicted model, not a curated record
AUGUCUGGCCGUGGAAAGCAGAGUGGCAAGGCUCGAGCUAAGGCUAGGACUCGCUCAUCGAGAGCCGGGCUGCAGUUCCCCGUGGGUCGAGUCCAUCGUCUACUCCGCAAAGGCAAUUAUGCCGACCGGGUAGGUGCCGGUGCACCCGUGUACCUGGCAGCCGUGCUCGAGUACCUGACGGCUGAGAUCCUGGAGCUGGCGGGCAACGCGGCGCGCGACAACAAGAAGACGCGCAUCAUCCCGCGCCACCUGCAGCUGGCCAUCCGCAACGACGAGGAGCUCAACAAGCUGCUGGGUGGCGUGACCAUCGCGCAGGGCGGCGUGCUGCCCAACAUCCAGGCCGUGCUGCUGCCCAAGAAGACCGAGAGCCACCGCCACAAAAUCCAGAGCGUCUAA